Ambispora gerdemannii is the source of this 561-nucleotide messenger RNA. Lineage: Eukaryota; Fungi; Glomeromycota; Glomeromycetes; Archaeosporales; Ambisporaceae. The record is from the annotation of a GenBank genome assembly.
AUGCAAGAAGUUGAAGUGGCUCCACGAGAUGUCUUUAAACAUUAUAUUAAUGUACCCCAAGGCAAUACAAUCACUUGGCAGUUUUCUACAAAAAAGAAAAACAUUUCAUUUGGCCUAUUUCAAAGAACUCCGUCAUUACCUUCAACAGCAAAUAGCAUUUUCAAUGCAGCAAACUCAUUAGCAACAACUGGUGCCCCUUUAGAACCUCUAUUAUCUCCGAAUUUACCUUUUAGACCUUCGACUCCUACCUCUCUUAAAACUGGAAGAGCAAAUAGCUAUUAUAGUCUCACAAGUCCUGCGAGUAGAGCUUCUUUUGACACUAUAGAUCCUGAGGAGAUUGAGGAUGAAAAUGGUAGCACCUCAUUUGGAACUGCUUCAGUUUAUUCUCAUCAAAGCUCUGCAAGAAGUAGUCACAAGAAAUUAGCGGUCACACAACUUUUAAAAGAUCUUGAUUUAAAAGAAAUAUUGCCAAUUGAGCAUUAUAAUUCUGCAACUUCUACUAUCAAAGGCAGCUUUCAAGUCGAGGAAGAAGGAACAUAUUGUUUAUGUUUUGGUAAAUAG